AUGUGUCUAAGUUACAUGUCUAAACUUUGGGUUCUCUUUACCGAUGCAAUCUUCGGUGCAGCAGGAAGACGCAACGCUAGGAUGUUCCAGGGAUAUAUACAGGGCACACUAUUCCAACUUGUGAAAAUAUCCCUAUUUGAGACAUAUUUUGAAAGCAUUUGGGCCGCGGGCAGUCGAGGUAGCUCAGAUUCAGGGGAAAAUUCACCAGCUGCUACUCAAUAUCGUCUCUCACAUUCUUGCUUCAAUCCACCAACUGGUCAAUCUAAUGCAGUCUUGCUCGAGCGAAACUGCGGGCCGAAAAACCAAGACCGGAUGCCUAACUUGUAG
Sclerotinia sclerotiorum 1980 UF-70 is the source of this 327-nucleotide messenger RNA. RefSeq lists its product with no specific name. NCBI's taxonomy places the organism in Eukaryota, Fungi, Ascomycota, Leotiomycetes, Helotiales, Sclerotiniaceae. Bases 1 to 327 code for a protein of 108 amino acids. The record is from RefSeq and is a predicted model, not a curated record. The transcript is spliced from 5 exons.